AUGAUCUGCUUUAGCAGGUAGAUUCAGACAAGUGAAAUAUUGGUGCUAAGGCCAGACGUUGAGUAGGCUAGCAACUUAGCAAAGGAACAAAUGCUGCUGCUGAUACUAUGGAAACUAAACCUUUAGUGACGAGAGAUGGUAAAUAUGCAAGCUACUAUGGUACAGGUUUUGGAGGGGAAUGAUCUGCUUGUUUGGGGGCAGCUUUGUUUGGAUCUGGAACCAGCACUGGUGAAAGGGACAUGGGACUCUUCUUUGGGGCUUCCAGUAAGCACAACACAACUGAUUUUGUGUUUGACAGCACUGAAAGGGACUGUAGGUUUUCCCAAUUCACAAAUACUCUACUACAGGCCUAUAACUGGAAAUUACAAAAGGUGUUGCACUUUCGGUAGAAGCUACAAAAACUUUGCUAAUGAGGAUGUCUAAUUCAGUUACUGUAAAGGAAAACACCAUUACAAUGAAAGGUUCAGAGGCUGAAGAGUAUGAUACAAUACCGUCGAGUAUUUUGAGAAAAUCAGAAAGCCAAGAACAAAUGGAGUCAGAGAGAGUCGAAGGGAACAGUGACAACAAAAAUGAAUCUCAGCGACAAAUGCAUACUCUUGGACAAUCAGGAAAAAGGUCAAAGUCUAAUACAAAAUUAAAGCUAGUUCGGAGCUUGGCUGUGUGUGAAGAAUCUUCACCUCCCCCAGUUGCAGAACUGCAUCAAGAAUGCCAGAUACAGUUCAUGCAAUCAUUUGAUAGAGAAGAAUCACCUAUUAAAGAUGAAGAUGAGACAGAAAACAACACUGAUAAGAUGGAUAAACCAGAUAAAAUACCCCGCAAAAUGUUGUCAAGAGAUUCAAGUCAAGAAUACACUGAUUCAACUGGAAUAGACCUACAUGAGUUUUUAGUUAACACUUUAAAAAACAAUCCCAGGGACAGAAUGAUGUUGCUAAAGCUUGAACAAGAUAUCUUGGAUUUUAUUACUAAUAAUGAAUCUCAACGAAGAAAAUUUCCCCCAAUGACAUCUUAUCAUAGAAUGCUGCUACACAGAGUAGCUGCAUAUUUCGGCUUGGAUCAUAAUGUUGACCAGACUGGAAAAGCUGUAAUUAUUAACAAAACAAGCAAUACAAGAAUACCUGAUCAGAAAUUUUGUGAGCAUUUUAAAGAUGACAAAAGUGAUGAUUUCCAAAAACGGUACAUUCUUAAACGUGAUAACUCCAGCAUGGACAAAGAUGAUGGCCAGAUGCGUAUUCGUUUAAAAGAGGAUAGAAGAAGCAAAUCAAUAGAAGAAAGAGAGGAAGAAUAUCAGAGAGUUAGGGAAAGAAUAUUUGCACAAGAUGCUCUGUAUAUUCAGGAAAAUUAUCUGCCAGAUAAAAGAAUCAAGGAAGAGGAUGCUUCUAAUAGUACACAACAAAGACGACAAAUAUUUAGGGUGAACAAGGAUGCAUCAGCACGUUCAGCUAGUAGUCGACAGAGCAGUACAGAGAACGAGCUAAAGUAUUCUGAUCCUCGACCCUGGAGCAGCACAGACUCUGACAGCUCCAACCGUAACUUAAAACCAGCUAUGACAAAAGCCAGCAGCUUCAGUGGCAUUUCUGUGCUGACAAGAGGGGACAGCUCUGGAAGCAGUAAAAGCACAGGCAGGCUCUCAAUGACAGGUUCUGAGUCUUCUAGUAGUGUAGGGUCGUCUACGGGUUCGCUCUCUCGCACCCAGCAGCCACUUCCUGUUACAGCUUUAAGCCAGCCUACCCAUGGUGCUCCUGCUGUCUAUCCUCCUGUCAGCACUAGUAAUUCUGUUUCCUUUGAUGGUGGCAUGAAUGGACAAGUGUCCUCAACAACUAGCACUAGCUACUAUUUGCUUCCGUUGGAAGCUACAGGGAUACCACCUGGCAGUGUUCUGAUCAACCCACAUACAGGUCAGCCAUUUUUUAACCCUGAUGGCACUGAAGUUGUGUACAACCCUGCCAUUGCACAACAGUCUGUAAGGACCCCUAUGCAGCAGCCCCCUCCACCUCCUCUACAACAACAACAACCCUCUAAUCAUAUUCUUUCACAGCCAAUUCAGCCACUCCAGUCUUCUACUCAGCCUGUCCAGUAUUCUGCAAUUUCUUACCCACCUCCGCUCCUGACAGUCUCUUCUAACCAGCAAUACACUGUGCAAGAUAACCUUGGUGUGCAAUUCAGUCAAUUGAGCAUUGCCAGGCAGCCUUCCAGUGAUGCUUCUGAUGGACACACUGCCAUGUUCCCCUCAUCAGUAGUUCUUCAGCCUCCUCAGCAAGCAGGAUACAUUGUAGCUCAACCGGGACAACCUGUUCCUGCUCCAACAUACUGUUCAACUGGCCCUCCUGUGAAUCAGCAAGUUGUUCAGCAGCAAGGAUAUAUGCAGCAGAUGCCUACUUGUUACUGUACGCCUAAUCAGUAUUCGCACUCCAACCAGCAGUAUCGCCCAGUUACACCAGUCCACUACAACACACAGCAAAACCAGCCUGUACUACACACCACACAGCAGGCAGCAUUCCAGGCAGUGAUGCCUAAUCAACAACAGAGUUAUCCAAAUGUUGUAGGAAUGCAGCAAACACAGAAUCAAAACAUGGUCAACAAUCAGCACAGCAAUAUUGGAAGUCAAAUGCAAAGCAUGAUGGUACACUAUCCUUCAAUGCCAUCUUACCAGGUACCAGUGCCUCAAGGGUCUCAAGGUAUACCACAACAAACAUAUCAACAGUCAGUAAUACUCUCAAAUCAGACAAACCAAGGGCAUAUACCUGCAUCAGGAGUACCAGUUUAUUAUAGUGUUAUGCCACCUGGACAACAAAAUAACAUUAGCACUUCAGUAACAUAUCUACAGCCACACGGAUCAGAACAGAUGCAAUUUCCUCGAACUACGUCUCCAUGCAGUUCACAGCUUCAGGGUUUACCAUGUACAGCUGUGGCACCACCUCAUGGUAGUGGUAUGGUGAUGAUGCAACUAACUUUACCCCCUAAUCCUCAGCCAAGGGCACAUUCUCCACCUCAAUGGAAACCCAGCAAAUACUAUAGUCUUGACCAUCAAAGAGGGCAGAAAUCUUCUGAUAUCUGUAAUAUGGAUAGUACAACACAGAGCAAUCCUCAGCUUGGAAGUCCAGCCAGUUCACCUGUUCAGUCCCCUGCUCCUUCUCAGCUUGUAAAUAUGAAAAGUAUCCGUCCUGGUGUCUCCCCCAUUUCCGUUAUGCCACAGUUUCCAAGACCCUUUGUUUCUGGACAAGGUGAUACCAGAUAUCCACUUCUAAACCAGCCUUUACAAUAUAAUCACACAAUCCGUCCACCAGUGCUUCAUGGACCACAUAUUGUUCCAAACCAUCAGAGUCAAUCAGGAAUCCGACAUGGAAGCAGAGGAAAGAAACCAACCCGUAAAGCACUAUCUACCGAUCUUGGUGUGGGUGACGCAGCAGUUGGGAGAGUAUUAGAAGUUACUGACUUGCCAGAAGGAAUAAGUCGUACAGAAGCAGAAAAGCUGUUUAGUGAACUCUGUAAAGUCGGAGCAAUGAUGAAGUGGAUACCAGAUCAUCAGCCUCAACGACAUCUUUGUGGAAGUGGAGACAAUAAUGCAAACAUUGACCAUUCAAAAUCAUCCAAUGACAUGGCUUCCACGUACACAAUACUAGCUCUGUUCCCAUCAAAACUGGCUGCUCAGAAUGCAUUGAUGAAACAGAACAAUUCCUUAAACAAAUUUAAGCUCAGAACCAGCAAGAGACACUAUGAAUUUCAUAAUUUGGAAAGGGCAAGCUCUCAGUAGCAGCCACUACAGAAUUGGACUUUGUAGCCUUGGUUUCUGCCAGUUACAUUUGUUCCCUCCAAUACAACACACCAUUUGGCUUAUUAUGGGUUUUCAUUUGAGUUGUAAAGAUUUUGGGAAUGUGUUCCUAAUGUUGUAUUUCUAGCAAGCGAUCUAGCAGUUUGUUCAAACAACAGCUAAAAACAUUAUCCCUUAAUUUUUAUUUUGUGACAUACUGGAGCAUAUCUAAGGGCAGCAUUCUUUUUGGUUUUCUUUUUAUAAUAUUUGAAAUCUUAUAUCAGAUCCAAAGCUCCUUUGUACAGCAGCAUUUUUUUCCAAUAGCAUUACAUUGUGUUUUUCACCCACAACAAACAAUAAAUAAACAAACAAAGAAAUGGAAGUUAAUUUGAACGAAAUACUGUUCUUCCUGUCAAGUAUAAAAUACAUGUUUGGCAAAUGUUACUUGAAUGUAGAUAAUUGUAUUAAACAGUAACAACAAAAUCAUAGUCUUGUAAGUAUUCACACGUAUAUCAGUAAAAGUAAGUGUAAUGAAAACCAGAAAAUUAUACAAUAUAUAAUAUAAUAUAUACUAAGCAGUCUGUAUCCCCCUUUCUACAGAUUUCAUAUUCUAUUGAAGAUCUUCAAAAACACAUUUACAGAUUAAUUUAUGUAUCUAAGCAGAAAGAGUCACAAAAACACUCUACAGUCUACAUUUAAAUUAAUGAAUCAUAAUUUAUUUUAUCUUCCCCCUAACGUAAGGAUUCAGCAGGGUUGUAUACUGUUUGCUGAUGAAAGCAAAUUUUAGUUUCAGUUUGUGUUUAUAAUUUCAGUAAGUGUUUAUAAAUACCCAGUCUUUUUUUUUUUUUACACAGCAUGGUCAGAAGUUUUGAUCUUUGAUCUAUUUGUAAAUGUUCAUAAUUUUUCAGGCCUGCGUUUUAGUAGUGUUUAAUGUCUGAAAGAUAUUUUCAAAGUAGUGGUCUAUGCCUGAAGUGAUACAAGCAGUACAAAAAUAUGCCUGUAUCAGUUAUACAAUAUUCCUUUCAAAUUGAAAGGCUGAGUACCAUAAGUUUUGGAUUUAAUAUAAAAAGUUAAAUAAGUUUUUAGCAUUGCACAUGUAGUUUAAUUUAAAAAAUCAUCCUUGCAGUUGACCAGUGUCCUGUUCUGAGUUGAUUCCUGCCAUGAUAGGGUUUUGUUUCUUAUGACCCUGUGUUGGAAAAAGUGGGUUCAGAAAUUGUGCAAAUAAAUAGACAUUUAAUAAAUCUUUAUUGGACCUAUAUGAUAGUUAUACUGUGAUGCCAGAAAAAAACAUUCUAGCUCAUAUGUUGAAGCCAGUUAAUUUGCUUUGUUGUCAUUUUUUAGAUAAGCAAUAACCUACUGUCUAGGUUAAAAAUAAGUUACACCUGCGUUUCUAGCUCAUUAAAUUCACCUAGCUUUUUACAUUAAAUUUUUGAUUGUAAGAGUGAAUUCAUGGGACACCAAGCCAAGUAUUCCAAGUGGAAAGAAAAUUAUUGUAGCAUUUGUCAAUAGUUGGGAGGCUGUUAUCUUAAACUGAAGUGACAUAUUAGAUUUUUCUUUUCUUUUCCAGAAUGCUGGUAAGAGUGGUAGAAAUUAUGUACUCUAUGAGGGAUUGAUAUUAAUGAUAACUGCUUAUGGAGACAUAGAAAUAUUUAAUGUGCAAGCAGGUCUUUAUCAUGAUGUAGCUCUUUGCUGUUUCUUCAUCUUUGUGGUAAUUUUGCUUAAUAAGGUCACAUUUUAUUAACAUUUGACAUUUUAUUAAUUUUAUUAAAGUCAAAUAACAUUCCAUACAAGCAAGUCAAGUUUAACAAAACUAGGUUAGAAACAAAUCAACCCCCACCCAUGAGAAAGAGAGCUAGGUCAGCAGAGUAAAACUUUAAUAAUAGUAAAAAUAUGUAGAUAAAUAAAUUAAUAAAAAUAAAUAGAAUUUUUUUAAAAAAAGAGGGGAGAGAAUCCGCUUCCUCAAUGUUUUAAAUCGGGGUGUCCAACUCCAGUCCUGGUGGGCCGCAGUGGCUGCAGGUUUUCAUUCUAACUCUUUUCCUAAUCAGUGACCAGUUUUCACUGCUAAUUAACUCUCUUUGCCCUUCAUUUUAAUACUUCUGUUUUUAAGGAUUCAGUCCUCCGAGUUGAUUUGCUUCUUCAUUAAAUGGCAGCCAAACAGAAAUGAGAUGUGAAACGAGCCAACAAAUGACCAGCUAAGUUGUAACGUCAAACUCCUGCCAAUUUCACUCCAACCAGUUUCUUAAUGAGAAGCCAAUUCUUGCUGUUACUUAAAGCUGUUAUUGAAUAUCAGGACUUGUUGCUGCUCUCAUUCUGCCACAGCAGACUGUAGAUUUUCUGUUUUUUCUAAGACCUCUGUCAAGAUGUUUUGGUGACCUGAGUAGACCAACAUGCCCGAGACCUUCACCUUUCUUUAUUUUCAGGUUAGCUGGUCGUUUGGCGGCUUGUUUUGUGUCACAUUAUUGUUUGGCUGCUCAUUAAGAAAAAAGAAACAACUAAGAGGCCUGAGUCACAUCAAUUAAAACAAAGGCAAAACAAGUUAAUCAGCAGCAAAAACUUCUCACUAAUUAAGAAGACGGUUAGAAUGAAAACCUGCGGCCCACCAGGAAUGAUGUUGGACACCCCUAUUUUAAAUGCUUGUUCUAAAAUUUUAUUGAUCAGAUCCUGCCAGGUUUUUAAAAGGUUUUGUACAGAUCCUCUAAGUGAGAAUUUGAUUUUUUUUUUCCAAUUUUAGAUAAUAUAUAACAUCAGUUACCCACUAACUAAAAAGAGGUGAGUUAGAAUUCUGCCAGUUGAGCAAAAUAAGCCUACAUGCCCAUAAUAAUAGGGUUAUCAGAAGUUAUGAAUUCUGGGAUCUCUUAUGUGCUGAUGACCUUGUGAUCAUGACAGAGUCAGAAAAAAAAUUGCAGAGGAGAGCAAAGGGGCAAGGAGCCUUGAAAUUGAGAAACAGUGCUGUGACAUGGACAGUGACCACAAAAGUGUAACACAUCAAAGUUUGGAGGGGGGGGGUUACCACGGAGUAUUGAAUAAUUAUUUUAAUUUUCCCACUAAUUCUGAUCUACAAUAAAAGAGAGGGUCUGCAUCAUUCUAUUUCUUAGCCAUCUCCGAGAAGUAACUUAUUCCUGUGUUGCCGAACAAUAGGUCUAGACACCUGCCUAGUGUUGAUUUCAAGUAUAGCAUAGGUUGGAAUAUAGAUGUAUAAGUACUUACCACAAAGAAGAAGUAAAGCAGAAAAAAGGGGGAAAAUAGGACAUUGCCAAAAGAAAAAUUAAAGACCAUAUAAAACUUCAAAAGUAGAAAUUGGACAAGGGCCUCAGGUUACAGAAAAAUAACUUUUUGCCAAUGUGGCUUUUAUGAUUGGCGGUAGACAGCAUUUUCAGGUUGUUAAAUAUAUAUAAUAAGCAUUUGUCAAAGACCGGAACAACUUUGUGAAUUUCCCAUUGGGAUUAAUAAAGUAUCUAUCUAUCUAUCUAUCUAUCCAUUUAUAUGUAGUGAAACUGGAAUGUGCAGCCACCUUUAUAAUUUCUUACAUAACCUAUUGAGCAAUUCAACACAUUAGGUUAGGCUAAGAUUUAUACAUAUUUCCAGGAAAUACAGUUUUGAAUAAGUCAUGAACCUGUCUAUGUUAUUAGGUUUUUCACUGAGUGAAUAUUAAAUUGAGGAAACCUUGUUGUUUCUCCAUCUUGUGAGAGUCCUUGGGUUAAUGCAGUAAAACUGGUUAAUGACUUCUUAAGCAGAAUAAAAACUGCCAAAGACUGGGAUGUCAUAUAAAAGCAUGUACACAGCAUAGAACAAAAGGUAAGGCUAAUAACAUUUACAAAUCUUGAAAUAACAUCCUAUCUCCUCUUAGUCGUAAAUGCAGAGGUCCUAUAAACUAAUUUAAAACUUUUUUCUUUUGUAAAUACAGACCCAAAAUCAAGAGAGUCACUUUAUGAACACUGCUGUUAUGAAAUGUGCUGUCAAAUUUGGGAAAUGUGCAUGGUGCUGUCAGUUGAAGAUUCUUUGUUGUCAUUUAGUAACAAAAAUCAAUUCUUCUCUUUUUUAAAUGUUUUAUAUCUUUACAUUUAAAUUAGGAAGAGGUAUUUUUAAAUUAAAAUGGUGACAGAGUGGUCAGUGCUACUGCCUCUGUGUGAGCGUGGAUUUGUGUCUGAAAGAGACCUCCGAUGAAUUGGUGCCUUCUACUAGACUGGUUCCUUCCUUGUACUAUGUUUUGCCAGGAUACGCUAGGGCCCUUCUCGACUUGGAAUUGGAUUAAGAUGGUUUGACAAAUUUAUGUUAUGUUUAUGGGGACAUCAUUGUCACAUGUACAGAAUACAGUGAAAUCUUACUUAUAUAUGCUAAUAUUGUAUGCAGGCAGUUUGGAGUAGUGAACAGACUUUGGAAUUCCAACCCUGAGGCUGUGGGUUCAAAUCCUGCUAUUGACAAUGUGUGACCAUGAGGAAGUUACCUGCCUACAUGUACAUUUACAAGUAUUUGCAGUGCAGACACUUUUAUCCAAAGUGAUUUACACAACCUGCUUGCGCUUCAGUUGUAUCCAAUUGUAUCUCAGCUGUUGCCUCCAAUAAAGGCAUCAGAAAAUCCUAAUCAAAUCAUAAGUACAAAAAUAUUAAAUAAUAAUCAACAUGCAACAUGUUAGCAUAACAACCUUACCUUGAAACUAUAGUAACCCCAGUAUGAAGAUACUAUUAUUUUCUUGUCAAUUCCCACCACAUCUGUGUAUAAACACAUGAAAUUUCUGUGUAACUGAUGUAAAAAAUAAUAUAUAUCUGCCCAGGUAUUAAAAGGUUUAAGAUUGUAUGAAUAUUCAUCUUUAUUAUAUCUGAAGAUUUUCUUACCUUUAGUGACGUUUUGAGAAAGCAGAUGUGCUGUACAAUAAAUAUAGUAUUUUGUUCGAUUUUGUAGUGAAUAGUGUUUUUAUUCACUAGAAAACCAUUUUAUUGUUUAUCCAUGCAUUCUAAGACCCACUUAAUCCAUUUCUAGGUUAUGGGAGCCACAGCUUGUCUCAGCAGUAUUAGUGGCAAGGAUAGAACACAUUUUGGACCGGGCACCAGCUCAUUAUAGGUCUUAUAUAUGUCAGUACCCACGCGGAAACAGUUUAGAGGCACCAGUCUACUUAGCCUGUAGCUGUUGGGGAUGUGUUAGGUAAACUCACAUAAUCUCUGGGAUGCCGUUCUGUGAUUUAAAUUUAGAACUCUUAUGCUGUAAUCACAGGACAUUGCAUUUGCCAGAUUUUGUAUCUGUUUUGAAUAGGACUUAAGUACAUAUGGAGUAUUUUGAGAAAGGUAAUACAAAAUGAUUUGAACGUAAAAGAAUGAAACAAAAAAAACACUCUACAAUAUCUAUAAAGAAAUAUUGACAUAUACAGAAUAAUAUGAAAAUGUAACUUCACCCAUUGUCACGUCUAUAGCUUGCAUGUAUAAUAGGGAUUAAAAAGUACCCGAGAAUAAAAGGAAAUGAAGUGAGUUAAAACUGCACAAAAUGUUUGUUUUGUGUUUGUAAUAUCUAGCAUUUUUGAUAAUUGAAUAUAAAAUGUCGUUAAAGGACAAGUUUAAAUUGGUUGCUUAGGUAUCUUUGUAACAGCCUGUAUACUUUCUUUUGUUGUUAACUAAGUAUAUAAUCUUAGAUUAGAAUAAGCAGACAGUUUUAAAAGUAAUUGGAAUUGGAGUACCUUUCUCUACUGACCACAUAGCAGGUCAGAUAGAUAAACGUUGUUGUUCUCCAAGAAUACCAGAUUAGAACCAGUGUAAACUAACCUCUACAUGCAUGUUACAGAUAUGCAAGGACGAAAACCAAGUUUGAUGUCACCUGGAGUGGUGGGUUGGUAGACAUUUUUGAGAACACAAGUUUUGUCUAAAUUGUACUGGUCAAAGGGCGGAAGGCCUGAACUAAUGGAGUUGGCCCUAUACUACAUCGUUCCAUUGGUUCAAGAGGUACAUCGAGGAAAUACAAGGUUAGCUUAAGUUUAGAGCCUAUCGAAAGGUGCAGUGUCUCUGUCAUUCAGUCCAUCCAGAGGUCAUGCCAGAUCUGAGACCAGUCUACAUACUACAAUGAAGAGCUACCUGGUUAUCUGGGCAUUCUUGAAUGGUUUGACUCCUGCAUCCAGGAUGUAUUUGAUAUGAUUUGUCACACUCUUUACUCUUCUUCUGUUUUGGCCACAUUUACGAACAUUACGUUAUUAUGUAAUGUAUGAAUAAAAGUGUAAACCUUC
This is a messenger RNA of Erpetoichthys calabaricus (reedfish), 9953 nucleotides long. Its product is annotated as R3H domain-containing protein 1. The coding region runs from base 410 to 3751 and encodes 1113 amino acids. NCBI's taxonomy places the organism in Eukaryota, Metazoa, Chordata, Cladistia, Polypteriformes, Polypteridae. The record is from RefSeq and is a predicted model, not a curated record. The transcript is spliced from 27 exons. Gene Ontology annotation, molecular function: nucleic acid binding.